CUGGGAUGAUAAUAAAGAAAACGAAAGUAGACUAGAGCGAACAGGACAUGCUAGCUAGCAUAGAGAUCAGUGAAUGUCCUUCAAUUCGGUCCCAGAAUUAGAUGCUCACAGCAAUGGUAUAAUGGGUGACUGGCAUUCGGAAAAAGGCAAUAAAAGAAAAAGAGAUGACUGUGAGGAGUCUUGUCUGUCUCUCAAGUCUGAGAGUAAUUUGCAGAACGGUCAUCACAUCAUAGGCAAAACCGUUCCAGCACCGUCGUCAUCAAACAAGAGACAAGCACAAGAGGGGUUUUCUUGGUGGACUUGUUUACAACUUGGUCUUCCUUUGACACAAUCUAAGCCUCAACCUCUCAAACCUGAUCAGGGAUGACUAAGCUGUUUACUGACUGUGAAGUGAAACUACAAAUACUUAUAUAAUAUAUAAAUUUAUGUGAAUGAGUCUAUAAGAUUUUUAUCAUCUGUUGUUUAAAUGGAUAUUCUUGUUAAAAAAAAACAACCCUAUUUACUGAAAGGACUUUCUAACCAUACGGUACAGGAGUUUUGAAAAAUUUCUUUUUGUGCUUUCUUUUGCUGUGAUCUUAUUUUAUCGGAAAGUUUGUGUGGAACUUGUCUUUAUAAUGUUUGAGAAGACUUUUAAAGGGAUAUGACUAGCACAACAGAGGAUUUUGACACAGACUCUGAAGCGGUGAUGCUCCCUGAACCUCCCGAACGACCUUUGGACUCUGACUGCUGUGGGAAUGGUUGCGUGCCUUGUGUGUUUGACAUCUAUGAAGAGGAAGUUGCUCUCUGGGAAGCUGAGUGCAAAAGAUUGAGAACUGGCGGAAAAAUAUAUGUUGAGAAUAAGGAGGAACCACAGGCAUCACCACUCAUGCCGGACCAGUACAAUCAUUAUGGUAUUGAGAGUAUCUCUCAAGAGACAUGUGAUGCUGUCAGGAUAAGAUGUACCCUGUCACCUCAACAAAAACUUGGUUUGAGCAUGGGUCAGCACAUUAUUAUCAGAUGUCAAAAGCCUGAUGGACCUAUGAUCACAAGACAGUACACACCAAUCUCUCCCGUUGACACAAAAGGAUUUUUUGAGCUAGCCAUCAAGAUUUACACAGAAGGUCAAAUGUCUCAGCUUGUGAAAAACUGGAAGGUUGGGGAAAGGCUGGAGGCAAGAGGACCUAUUGGACACUUGUCAUAUUCUCGGAACAAAUUUAGUCGGAUCCUCAUGCUGUGUGCCGGAACAGGAGUAGCCCCCAUGUGUCAGGUGAUCAGCUCUGUGCUCUCGGACGAAUUGGAAGACACCUACCUCAGACUGGUAUACGCAUGCCGCUCGUAUAAACAACUCCUUGCGAAGAUGGAAAUUGACGAGUGGCGAAGGUUCUGGAAUUUCUCUACCAUCUUUGUAUUGAGUCAGGAACCUGACCCUCCCUCCCAAAGUUAUAAAUAUGGUGAAGAAGUUCUGAGAGGCCAUGUGGACAAGGACUUGAUUUUGUCAGAGCUGGGAAAUAACAUGUGCUCCACAUUUAUCUUGGUGUGUGGUACACGCUCGUUUGAGAUGGACACAUUGAAAGCUUUGAAAGAAAUAGGGGUUCCAAAUGACAAUGUUCAUAAAUUUUGAUACCUGUGUGUGUUUGUCACCUAAGGGUUCUCUUUAUUCCAGAACAUAGACUAAUAGACACGAGCAUAGAAUAACUGAGCUCACAACAGGGAUCUCGGACAAGAAUUGAUUUAUUCAUCUCGCCACUGUGCACGUCUCCAAUUGACGGGAGGUAACUCCCUUAAACAGGGAUAGGACAAUAGGCUGGUUAUGUCCCCUACAAAACACCUUCUCGUUUUAGUAUAAUGUAAUACCUAAACAUCAUAAUUAAACAGAGGUGCUUAGCACAUCAAAUAUGUCAAUCUUUCAUCAGUGACAUCAAAUUUUUUUCAACAAUUUCACUGUGGUAAUUAUACUUUGUAAUGAUAAUAAUAAUUGAGGAAGUGUGCAUUUUUGGCUAUCUCUAUUUCUUGUCUGGCUGACCUUUGUUCUUCGAGUUCCUGCUUGACCUGUUCGUGUUGCCUUGCUCUUUCAACGGCCUUUUUCAAGGUUAAAUCACCCUCAAGUUGAAGCUUUUCUGACAACUCCUUAUUGUUGAGACCUAAGACGAGUCUGUCCCUGAUGGUCUCCUCUUUUUCCCUAAACUCUGCAUGCUCAUACAAACUACAUAUAUAUAUACUGUUCUACACUUUCACCUUCCUUCUGAUUUCUUCUGUAAAAUGUAGCACGGAUGUGAAUAACAUUUCUUUUGGGAACGAAAUAUUCUUUCAGCUUUAUCAACACUGUGUCAAAAUUCUUCUGCUGUUGUAGACAGUUUGUGGAAUGCGAACAGUUCAAGUGGUUUGAACGACAUUGUCUCACGUACAUGCCAAAACUUUUCUGCUUCCCUGGUUAAGCCGACUUUCUCAAACGGAGCCUCCUUUGACCAGUCAAUCAAGAACACUUUUCUGUAUUGUUCCUCUAUUUGCUCAAGGUUUUCCCCCAUCAGAUGCAUGAAUGGUAACUCUUGGAAUGCUGGUCUGUUCAUCUGGUUGAGGACUUUCUGUUGGCUAAGAUUACUCAGACGCUGGAAAAGUUGCAUCGACUGGGGAGUCGUUUUUCCACUUGCUCCGUUGCCUCCUCUUACAUGGAUUGGCUGCAAAUUUUUAUGCUGAGAAUACGAUAUUCUUGUGUCUCUUUACGUUCUUCGGACACUCCAGACAAAAAUGCUUUGCAUUCAGUUUCAAAUUUGAAUCCCAGGUCACAGUCCUUGACAUCUUUCUUUGAACCAUUAGAACAGUCUUUUCCUCAGACUGAAAUGGAGCAGACGUAAUUCCCUGGACAGUUCAUUUGGGUUUGCCUUAGCAGACUGAAAGAGACUAUUCACUCUUUCAAACUCUUGUAUGAUUGGAACAACGAAAUGGAAUAACAGUCUAUUGAUUGGGUCUUGAAGCAUUUCUUUCAAAAGUCUUGCCUUGUACUUUGAAUCAGGCUGUGCAUGUAGCUCAGCAAUUGUGAAGUAGGCCACAAGUGUGUCCCAGUUGAUCAGAAUGUUAAACAGCACCUUUCCACGAACUAGCCACCAAGUUUCUGAAGCUCCUAAGAAUGGCGUUGGAUGUGACUGGUCGCCAUCAUUGUCGGAGUCUGUGUUCAUGACUUUGAACAGCUGCUUAAAACCUUCUCUUCGGAGAUUACUAUGAGAAAACCAACUCGGAAUUUCCUUCAGGAGAAUUCCAGGACAUAACCAGCCUACUGUCCUGUCCCUGUUUUAAGGAGAAAACAGGGAUAGGACAAUAAGGUGGCUAUGUCCCUUACACAACAGUGUGUGAAGUUGAUAUAAUAAGUCAUAAUUUAUAUUACAGAUAUAUUAGACUCAUACACCCAGACGUUGUGCCUUCUUGUUCCUCAUUUUUUUCCACCCUUUUCAACUCAGGGUGCAUUUAGCGCCACUGAUUUUG
This is a messenger RNA of Aplysia californica (California sea hare), 3456 nucleotides long. RefSeq names its product NADH-cytochrome b5 reductase-like. The coding region runs from base 641 to 1600 and encodes 319 amino acids. The transcript has 7 exons. Lineage: Eukaryota; Metazoa; Mollusca; Gastropoda; Aplysiida; Aplysiidae. Gene Ontology annotation, molecular function: oxidoreductase activity. The record is from RefSeq and is a predicted model, not a curated record.